ACCAAAUGUAUGCAUUUUAAAGAAUCAGGUAUUUAUAUAUCAAUGUGUUGACGAAGCACAGAUAAAGUUCUUGAAUAAAGAACAAAAUAUUUGCGAAUAUCUUUAACUAAAUGCGUCUCAUUGUUCGUGUCUUAUAGCUGAUAAAAAUCUAAACAACAAAAAAAACGAGUAGUAUUUUUGACCGCUGUAGGUAAUAUAAAAAUGAUGUCUGUCAAGAAUUCAACAUUCAACAGAGGAACCUAUACCUACUUUCAACAGACCCGUCAAAUACUUGUAAUCAUAUGUAAAUUUUAUUAUUAUCAUAUUAUUAUACAUUCAAAUUAUGGUAUAUGUACUUUGAGUCUAACAAUUAUUAUAAGAACUUAAUCAUAUAAUUGAGCAACGUAAAAAACUUGUUUAAUUAUCGACAAGUAAUUUUUCUUUAAAAACCAAGAAAUUACGAAACAAUAUAAGUCUAUUGGAUUGCUGAUUUGCAGUCAAUCCCGCAAUCUGCGUGAAAUAGUACUGUCAACAUGGAGUUAAUAAGAAUCCUUGCAUACUUUAUUUUCGGAAGUUUCCUGCUCAUAUACUUGGCAUUGAAGAGAAACAAUUCCUAUUUUAGUAAACGUGGCAUAUUGCAUGAUAAACCAGAACUGUUUUAUGGCAAUCUCAAGGAGUUUACGCGAUCCAAAACAUUAUAUCAAAUUAUUCGUGAAUAUUAUAUGAAAUAUAAAGGAACUGGGAGAUUCGUUGGAUUCUAUUUAUAUAUGCGAAAAGCGAUGGUGUUAUUAGAUCUUGAUUUAAUUCAAGAUAUAUGCGUUAAGGAUUUUGAAAAUUUUACUGAUCACGGAUAUUACUACAACGAAAAAGAUGAUCCAAUUUCUGCACACUUGGUACAUUUGGAUGGUGUACGGUGGAAAACAAUGCGAGCGAAAUUAACUCCAGCUUUUACAACUAGAAAAAUUAAAUUCAUGCUUACUUCAGUAGUCGACAUUGCAAAUCAGUUAGUUAGUGUUUUGGAAGAAACGUUAAGUUCAACGAAUAUGGAUGAUGGGGUUCAUUGUGAUGAUCUUAUGGUACGGUAUACAACUGAUGUUACUGGAAGUGUUGCAUUCGGUUUAAAAUGUAACAGUUUAAACGAUCCAAAUUGCGAAUUUGUAGCAAUCACCAAAAAGAUUUGCUAUUAUAGAUAUAGUAUGCCAAUGGUGGCAUUAAUGACUUUAUUUCCAAAUUUGUUUCGAAAACUAGGAUUUAAAAUUAUUAUUGAAGAAGUUUCUCAAUUUUUUUUACGAGUUGUUCGUGAAACUGUGGAAUUUCGAGAUCGAACUGGUGAACAACGAAAAGAUUUUCUUAACAUUCUCAAGGAGUUAAGAAAACCUAAUACUGUAGAUAAUUUGACAAUGGAUGAGAUAACUGCACAAGCAUUUGCAUUCUUUUUAGCAGGUUAUGAAACAAGUGCUAGUGUCCUGAGUUUUUGCUUAUAUGAAUUGGCAUUAAAUCAAGACAUACAGGAUAAGGCCAGAAGAGAAAUAAAUGAAAUCAUUGCUCAGCAUGAUGGAAAGCCAACCUAUGAAGCAGUAAAGGAAAUGAAAUAUCUACUUCAAGUUAUGUAUGAAACUAUUCGUAUGUAUUCAGUAGUUCCGGGUCUUGUCCGCAAAACCGCAGAAGACUAUAUUGUAUCUAAUACAAAUUAUGUUAUUGAAAAAGGAACUACUGUGAUUAUACCAUUGGAUGCCAUACACUAUGAUCCAGAUAUAUAUCCAAAUCCUGAACAAUUUGAUCCAGAACGAUUUACAAAGACAGAAGUCGAAAAUCGUCAUCCAAUGGCGUGGUUGGGGUUUGGCAGAGGAGGUCGAGCAUGUAUUGGUUAUAGAUUCGCGGAAGUGCAGGUGUUGAUUGGAUUAUCUUUAUUACUUAAAAAUUUUCGAUUUUCGCCCACACAGAAGACCCAGAUACCAAUGAAGUUUAAUAUGUACAAAUUGUUUCGAGGUCCUGAAAAGGGAGUUUAUUUGAAAGUGGAGAAAUUAUGAAUAAUAUUUUAAAUACGGAUAACAUUUCUUUUAAAAAGUUG
Molecule: messenger RNA, 2050 nt
Organism: Teleopsis dalmanni
Lineage: Eukaryota; Metazoa; Arthropoda; Insecta; Diptera; Diopsidae
Product: probable cytochrome P450 6a18
Exons: 2
Coding region: 513-2009 (498 amino acids)
Molecular function (GO): iron ion binding; oxidoreductase activity, acting on paired donors, with incorporation or reduction of molecular oxygen; heme binding
Source: RefSeq, a predicted model, not a curated record